Molecule: messenger RNA, 1215 nt
Organism: Brugia malayi
Lineage: Eukaryota; Metazoa; Nematoda; Chromadorea; Rhabditida; Onchocercidae
Gene: Bma-cdc-7
Product: Protein kinase domain containing protein
Exons: 8
Coding region: 1-1215 (404 amino acids)
Biological process (GO): protein phosphorylation; mitotic DNA damage checkpoint signaling
Cellular component (GO): nucleus
Molecular function (GO): ATP binding; protein serine/threonine kinase activity
Source: RefSeq, a predicted model, not a curated record
AUGCCUACUCCAAGUAUCGGGAAACGACGUGUACCACCAGAUCGACCAACGAGUAGUAGUUGGGUUCGAGAAAAUUUUGUCGUUGGCGGUGUGCUUGGUUCAGGUACUUUUGGCAAUGUGUAUCAAAUAAAAUGUCGUCGUGAUCCUGGUACAUCAUAUGCGAUGAAAGAAUUAGCAAGGAAUAAUUUACCAAAAUUUAUCGCUAUGGAAUUACGCAUUCUGCAACGUUUUGGUGGUGUUCAUAACAUUAUGAGGAUCCAUGCAGCUCAUCGAGAACGUGAUCGUGUUUUCAUUGUUAUGGAUUACUUUGAGCAUACUCCUACUAAGGAAAUCAUGGCUUCAGUCACAGUACCAGAAAUCCUGGAUUAUAUGAAGAAUUUAUUGGAUGCAUUGAGGUAUCUACAUGGGAAAGGUAUCAUUCACCGGGAUGUUAAGCCGUCUAAUUUUCUGUACAAUCGAUCGAAACAUAAGUAUUGUUUGAUAGAUUUUGGUCUUUGUGAAGAAAUGUCUGAUGGUCAACCGGAGAAAAAUGUGAGAAAUCAUCAUGGCAUAGGAGAACGAAAUGCACUGAAAAACCUUAAGGUGUCAGAUCAAAAUCUUAAGAUUUGUGAAAAGAGUGAAGCAAGAAAAGGUGUUAAACGAAAAAGAUGUGAAUGUCACGGUUUGCCACGUGUGUGUGACGUAUGCACCAAGAGACCUCGACUUCAUGUCAACAAAGCCGGUACACCAGGUUUUCGGGCCCCUGAAGUGCUCCUUAAGUAUCGGCAUCAAACUUCUCUGGUUGACAUCUGGUCAGCUGGUAUUACAUUCUUAUCUUUACUUUGCCGUAAGCACCCAGUAAUGCGACCAAAUGAUGACUAUGAAGCAAUUGGACAAAUGGCUAUUAUUUUUGGUUCGGAGCCAAUUGAACAACUUGCACAGAAAAACAAUUCAGUUUUGUUAGCUAGCUGGGAUUUUCCUGGUCUUGAUAUGGUCAAAUUUGUGUAUGCCAUCCGGAAUGAAGAAAUACCGCCACAAGGUAAAUACUGUGAUACCUGUAGGAACCUAUUUUUCGGCAAUUAUGGUGCGAAGUGCAUGUGUCGCGUAUCUGAAGAACAUUCGUUGAGACAACUUGCUCCUGAUGAACGUCAGGUAUUUGAAAUAUUGAAAAGGUGUCUUAUCGUUGAUCCAGAUGUACGGUACACUGCUGAAAUGCUUGCAGCAUCAUUCUCUUAA